Messenger RNA from Carya illinoinensis, 1462 nucleotides. RefSeq names its product malate dehydrogenase, glyoxysomal. Lineage: Eukaryota; Viridiplantae; Streptophyta; Magnoliopsida; Fagales; Juglandaceae. The transcript has 9 exons. Gene Ontology annotation, biological process: malate metabolic process; tricarboxylic acid cycle. The record is from RefSeq and is a predicted model, not a curated record. Gene Ontology annotation, cellular component: cytoplasm; chloroplast. Bases 160 to 1230 code for a protein of 356 amino acids. Gene Ontology annotation, molecular function: L-malate dehydrogenase (NAD+) activity.
GCCGUUAGGAUAAGAUAAGUUUUCCACACUUCCCAAUUUUUUUCCAGAAAACCUUUUACGUCAUCCUCAAUUCCUUUCUAUUUAUACGUUUAGAUAUAUUCUCUGAAUGAGAGAUCUCGUAGUCCUUUGCUUCGAUAACUCGGAAAACUAAACAGGAAGAUGCAGCCCACUUCAGAGGUCAACCAACGGCUUGCAAGAAUUUCUGCGCAUCUCCACCCUCCUGGUUUCCAGAUGGGGGAGAAUUCGGGUUUGAGAGCAGCUAAUUGCCGGGCAAAAGGUGGGGCACCGGGAUUCAAGGUGGCGAUUUUAGGUGCUGCAGGGGGAAUUGGGCAGCCUCUAGCCCUGUUGAUGAAGAUAAAUCCUCUGGUUUCGGUUCUUCAUCUUUAUGAUGUCGUCAACACUCCUGGUGUUACGGCUGAUAUCAGUCACAUGGACACCAGUGCUGUGGUGCGUGGGUUUUUGGGGCCGCAGCAGCUGGAUAAUGCCCUUUCUGGCAUGGACCUUGUGAUCAUCCCUGCUGGAGUGCCUCGUAAACCGGGAAUGACAAGAGAUGAUCUAUUCAAAAUCAAUGCUGGAAUCGUGAAGACACUUUGUGAAGGAGUUUCUAGGUGCUGCCCAAAUGCUAUUGUCAACUUGAUCAGUAAUCCUGUUAACUCCACAGUUCCAAUUGCGGCAGAAGUUUUCAAGAAAGCAGGCACCUAUGACCCAAAACGACUUUUGGGUGUCACAAUGCUGGACGUUGUUAGAGCUAAUACUUUUGUGGCGGAAGUUUUAGGUCUUGACCCUAGAGAAGUUGAUGUUCCAGUUGUUGGGGGUCAUGCAGGGGUUACAAUUUUACCCCUUCUAUCUCAGGUUAAACCUCCUAGCUCUUUCACCCCGAAAGAAAUUGACUACCUGACAGAUCGCAUUCAAAAUGGUGGAACAGAAGUUGUUGAGGCAAAAGCUGGAACUGGUUCUGCAACACUGUCUAUGGCAUAUGCUGCUGUUAAAUUUGCAGAUGCAUGCCUUAGGGGCUUGAGAGGAGAUUCAGGCGUUAUUGAAUGUGCAUUUGUAGCUUCUCCGGUGACUGAACUUCCUUUCUUUGCAUCUAAGGUACGGCUUGGCCGUACUGGAGCCGAGGAAAUAUAUCCUCUUGGCCCUCUGAAUGAGUACGAGAGGGCUGGCUUGGAGAAGGCAAAGAAGGAGUUAGCGGCAAGCAUCGAGAAGGGAGUUUCGUUUAUCAGAAAAUGAGAAGGCGAAUAAGCUGGUUUCCCUUGAUAUAUAUUCCUUGUCUAAUGGGUCUUAAACUUUAUUCGAGAUCAUGGUUCCUCAAAAUAAGUGGUUCUCUUUCUUUGAACAAUAUCAGAUGGAAGUAGGCGUCCUUUAACUGUUGCUACUUUCAAGCCACAAAAAGGGUUUUGAUAAUUUAGGGCAGAGCUGAAAUUCACGUAAUGAAAAAAAUCAAAUGGGGUAUCUAUCGAUA